UCACAAAAAAUCCAAAAGUUUAAAUGUUGUUUUUAAAAUGAACAAUAAUAUUCUUAUGUUAUCUAUUAUUCAUAGAAUGGUAGAAUGCAGAACUACGGAUCAUUACUGUACUGUUAGAGGAAACUUACUGUAAUGAUAGUCAUAUAACCACCUUUUCCUGAACCAUUAAUAAAUAAAUAAAAUUUUUCUAGGCUCAUAACAGUUGACAAUUUUUGGACAUGCGAAGGGAGGGUCCGCUCCAAAAUUGUCCGUAAUUAACAUCUUUACACUAUUAAAGUUUUAGUUACCACUGAGCUUUAUCGAAUAAUAAAACGUUUUAUCAGUAUUAUAAAACAUUUUAAAAGCAUAAUAAAACUUAGUAUUCUCGUUAGUCCUAAAAGCUAUAAAUUGUUAUUUCUCUAGAAAAGCUACUACCAUGUGAUGUUGAACAGUAAUUAAAAGGCCAUAAAAAGAUUAAUUACUAUGGGUUUUAAGCACAAUGGUAGAUAAAAUGCCCGAAGUACACCUCAAUGGUAUACAUUUAAUUUUCUAAUUAGUUUAAUUGUAGAGCGUGCGUAUUCUAAGACUAAGGCCAAUGGUAUAAAAGGCCAAAAAGUUGUAGCUAGAAAGUUAGUUAAGUAAACACUAGUCUCAAGGGUUGAUCGAAAGGCUCACACCCUUUGUUUGUUUGGUUUAGAGACUACCAGUGUGUAUUCAGUGAUAGUGAAUAAGUGGUUACCUAUUAGGAAUUACUAACUGCAUAUCAGCUAGAGUGAUUUAGUUCCUUUACGUAUAACAGGUGAGACAAUGACCACCCAACCGGACAGUAUGAGUGCAAUAGACUUUCUGAUUUUUAUGGAACAUCCGGUGUCAUUAUCCAGCAUCGCCGACGAAUACUAUACCAUAGUACCUCGGCAAGAAGUGAAAGCACUCAGUUCCUCCAACCAGACCAUGAACGAGGAGCAAGAACACUCUUGCAUGCGGAUCAUACGUUUCCUUCACUGCCGAGUGAAGCUCAGUGGCAACCGGAAUGUUUUGAAUGCUAACUAUGUUGACGGGUACGAACAUAAGCGGAAGUACAUUUACACCAAAAGUCCGUGUGCAAACAAUGUAGACGAAUACUUACAAAUGAUGUGGGACAAGAAUGUAGAAAUAAUAGUUGUGCCAUCGAGAUCAGAAAAUGACGUUAAUUUUCACCAAUAUUGGAGUCCAAACGAAGGUGCUGUCAUAGAGUAUGACAACUUUAAGAUAGAGACUUUAGAAGUUACUACGAAACCUCAGUACAUUUUAACCUUAUUGAUUCUAACCAACCGAAAAGGUCGAAUACACAGGAUAUCACAUUUUGAAUAUACCGCUUGGCCAGUUUAUAGCAUUUGUCAUGAUCUAAGAGCCUUUUUGGAUUUCGUUUCUAAUAUUAACGAGCAGUAUACUUAUUUAGAGAAACACAAGCCCUCAGACAAACUCGGUCCUAUAAUUGUGCAUUGCAUCGAUGGUAACAAUAGCUCAGCAGUAUUUUGUGUACUUGAUACCUGUGUUACAGAAUUCAAAAAGACGGGAAUGAUAUCUAUCCCAAGUACGGUGAAAAAAAUGAGACAGCAAAUAUACGGCUGUAUGAACCGAUUAAAUGACUAUUUUUUUUGUUAUCUUCUACUCCAUGUUUAUGUUAAAGAUGAAAUGGGUAUGAAUUGAAAUUAUCUUUAGGACUACCCUAAUAAAAAUAAACAAGAGAUAAGUAGAAUAUAAUCUUAGCUUGGAACAAAUAGGGUAAAGACACCAAAAAUGGA
Molecule: messenger RNA, 1763 nt
Organism: Microplitis demolitor
Lineage: Eukaryota; Metazoa; Arthropoda; Insecta; Hymenoptera; Braconidae
Gene: ptp-J4
Product: tyrosine-protein phosphatase non-receptor type 9
Exons: 1
Coding region: 787-1668 (293 amino acids)
Biological process (GO): protein dephosphorylation
Molecular function (GO): protein tyrosine phosphatase activity
Source: RefSeq, marked provisional